CAUGUGUCAUUGAGCUGCUGAAGCAAAGAGGCGUACAAGGAAGAACCGUAGAAACAUCAAAAACUGUUUGCUUUUAUUAUAUCUUCACAUAGGCAUUGACUCUUUUAUGAUUCAAUCGGGGAUUCUCGCAUUUUUGGUCAUUAUCAGAAAGAUGAAGUUUGAAAGUUCUGCCGUUUCCGUGUCGCGCUCAGCUAGUUCAAAAGUGAUAUAGGAAAUCUGUUUACACAAUUUCGAGAGCAAACUGGAUGGAUCAUGGAUAGACGGAUUGCGCUGCUAGUGGAAGAGCCUCGUCAUCAUCGGCGUAUUAAAUUGUAAAAUCGCAGUUCGAGCAUAGACAUUAUUUUAGGCAUCUUAGGAGUACGAAUCACCACGUUUUCCAUGGAAAAUGGUUAGAUCAUUACUGCAGAAAAAAAUGUGCUACACAAAUUUUCGCAUCACACAUUUGAUAUUCGGUGUUAUCAUACUGGCGACCAUCAUAUUCUAUUCCACACUGAAUAGUCGACAGUUUGACAUACCACCCUUAAAACGAUACCCGGAGUUACGUUCCAAUAGUUCGGAUAAGUACUAUGCCGCGUUUCAAGUGGCAAACUCGACAUCACGAUCGGUGCAGCAGGAGAAACAACCGAGUCGAAAGAAUUGCGGAUUCUUUACCUUCCUAGCGAAUGGCUGUGGUUCAUCUACUAACAUUACAAAUGUGUUGCAAAAACUUGGCGAGGCGACACUAAUCUCAAAUGAGUCUACGGUCAAAAUAGACGCGGAAAAUGAUAAUAUACAACGAAUAGACAAACUAUCGGAAUCCCAGCCGGUGGAAGAAGUCAAGAGGUUGAUCAUACCUACCAGUAAAAAUGUCACAUCCACGGUUAAAGCAAUUCCCGCCAAACCCGCUGACGUCACAACGGAAAAAGUAGUUAAGACUAAAGAUAUUUAUGAGCGUGGUCACAUGGAUGACCCGUCCACUAUAACUAACAUUUGUCCGAACAAAGGAUCUGACGUGAAUCUACUUAUACUGGUCACUUCAGCGCCGACCCAUCGCGAACAAAGGUUGUCCAUUAGGCAGUCCUGGGGGCACUACGGUAUUCGACGGGAUAUAUCGAUCGGUUUUGUGCUGGGACGCACCAUGGAUCAACGCAUUGAGGAUCAACUGUCGGCGGAAAACUACAUGUACAGUGAUAUUAUUAGAGGAAAUUUUAUCGACAGCUACCGGAAUCUCACACUGAAGACAUUAUCACUACUCGAGUGGACGAGCACUAACUGUCCGAAUGCAACGUAUCUGCUUAAAACUGACGACGACAUGUUCAUAAAUGUACCGAAACUACUGCAAUUUAUCGAAUCUCACUUGAGUUACAAGCGUUCCAUUUUUGGACGCUUGGCGAAGAAAUGGAAACCAAUACGGAACAAGAAAUCCAAGUAUUACGUCAGUCCGGAACAGUAUUUUCCUCCAGUAUUUCCACCUUUUUGUACUGGGCCAGCUUAUCUAAUGACAUCAGAUAUCAUUGUGGAGUUAUACAACAAAUCGUUAUCGCAAACUUACCUCAAGCUGGAAGAUGUAUACACAACUGGAAUAGUAGCACAAUUGCUAAAUAUCCAUAGAAUAAACAUAAAAGAGUUUUUAAAUAGACGCAUUGCUUUUAAUCAGUGUAACAUAAAAAAAUCUAUCAGUAUACACAUGAUAAAGACAAACGAACAAUAUGAUCUGUGGAAAAAACUAUCUGAUAACAGUGUACAAUGUAAAUAAAACUGUAGUUAUAAUUUAUAAUAAACAAUUAUUUUAUAAAAAAG
Messenger RNA from Aedes aegypti (yellow fever mosquito), 1779 nucleotides. RefSeq names its product beta-1,3-galactosyltransferase 5. The transcript is spliced from 3 exons. Gene Ontology annotation, molecular function: hexosyltransferase activity. The record is from RefSeq and is a predicted model, not a curated record. NCBI's taxonomy places the organism in Eukaryota, Metazoa, Arthropoda, Insecta, Diptera, Culicidae. Bases 386 to 1735 code for a protein of 449 amino acids. Gene Ontology annotation, cellular component: membrane.